CCCUGACGCACAGUUCCGUAGUAGCUCCAGUCCGCCAUCUUUCGUCGCCGCGUGUGUCAGCGUUUGUCUGUGGAACUGGUCCAUUGAAGAACUAUUCGGCUAGCUCUUGUCAACCUUCAGGUAAUACAGCUGGCCAGCUUGGUUCAGAAUCCAGCAACAUGAACCAAGAAAAAUUGGCCAAACUUCAGGCUCAGGUCCGAAUAGGAGGGAAGGGGACAGCGCGUCGAAAGAAGAAGGUGGUGCACAGAACAGCAACGGCCGAUGACAAAAAACUUCAGAGUUCGUUAAAGAAAUUGGCUGUGAAUAAUAUUGCUGGUAUUGAGGAGGUGAACAUGAUUAAAGAUGACGGGACAGUGAUUCACUUCAACAAUCCCAAGGUGCAGGCCUCGCUGUCUGCCAACACCUUCGCCAUCACGGGCCACGCCGAGACCAAGCAGCUCACGGAGAUGCUUCCUGGAAUCCUCAGCCAGCUCGGUGCCGACAGCCUCAGUAGCUUGCGCAAGCUGGCGGAGCAGAGAUACCCUCGGCAAGUGCUUGACAAUAAGGCACCAAAAGCAGAAGAUAUCGAUGAGGAAGAUGAUGAUGUCCCAGAUCUUGUAGAGAACUUUGACGAGGCAUCGAAAAAUGAAGCGAACUGAAGUUUCCUUGGAGAUGAAGGAUACCUCCAAAGAUGGGGACUGCAAUCAAGAAAGGAGCUUGUGUCAGUGUUUUAACUUUAGAAAACUAGCCUCAUAUUUGACACCAACCAACCAAUCAGGGACUGCUGUAUCAUAACUGGUUGUCUCCAUCGGGACUUUCCAAUCAAACAGAAUGAUGCACUUAAAUCGGAAAAUCUUUAAACUAUACACAACGGUUCAAUAAUUGUCUUCAAAUGGUCAGUUUUGCCUUUGAUUGCAGUUAAGAGGAAUGAAUGGUAGUCUUAUUUAAGUUUUUUUGUUUGUUUAUGCAGUAAAAAAUAAAAUGAAUUAACCUCUUCUA
Anguilla anguilla (European eel) is the source of this 978-nucleotide messenger RNA. RefSeq names its product basic transcription factor 3-like 4 (gene btf3l4). Lineage: Eukaryota; Metazoa; Chordata; Actinopteri; Anguilliformes; Anguillidae. The coding region runs from base 159 to 638 and encodes 159 amino acids. The record is from RefSeq and is a predicted model, not a curated record. The transcript is spliced from 6 exons.